GACUGCGUCAGAAUGGCCAUUCUGGAAAAUCCAGAACCUGCUGAUGGCGACGGUCUGGGUGAAUCUGGUCAGCGCUUCCUUACUCGACAGCAGGAAAGAAAUAGAAAAAAGAGGUCAAAGAAGAAGGCAGCGAAACAGAGAAGAAAGCAAACAAAUCCUGACGAAACUCUAAGCAGCUUGGAGUUUUCCAGUAAGACGUCAAGCCAGAAGUCUAGUGACGAUGAAGACGAAGACCUUCCCGUGUUCGAGCUCAAGGGUGCCUUCGAAAGAUUUAAGCUCAACCAUCAGUUGCAGUUACAUCGCCAAACACUGAAGACCGUCUCGCCCACCGCCCUCCACUUCUGA
Molecule: messenger RNA, 345 nt
Organism: Dibothriocephalus latus
Lineage: Eukaryota; Metazoa; Platyhelminthes; Cestoda; Diphyllobothriidea; Diphyllobothriidae
Source: the annotation of a GenBank genome assembly